Messenger RNA from Hemicordylus capensis (graceful crag lizard), 10193 nucleotides. Its product is annotated as zinc finger protein 91-like. Gene Ontology annotation, molecular function: DNA-binding transcription factor activity, RNA polymerase II-specific; RNA polymerase II cis-regulatory region sequence-specific DNA binding. Lineage: Eukaryota; Metazoa; Chordata; Lepidosauria; Squamata; Cordylidae. Gene Ontology annotation, biological process: regulation of transcription by RNA polymerase II. The record is from RefSeq and is a predicted model, not a curated record.
CAGAGGUGGAGGGAGAGGCUGUGGGCCUGAACCAAGCCCUUUGAGCCCAAGCUCAGGAUCUUUUAAGUACUUAUGUCCCUCUGCCUGGAGAGGGAAGCCAGGGGGCCAUCUUUACUUCCAGGGCCCAAGCCAACCUUGCUACAGCCCUACUCAGGUUUGGGCUUUAGAGAGACUCAAAUAGAGGCUACUGCUGCCUAAACUUCUAAGAGUUACAUGAAGGAAGCUAUGAUUCCUAGAGAGGAAGGGAAUUUGGGGAUAUGGCUGGUCGCCUUGCAGAGCAAAUGCACCUCCCUGGCCUGCCUGGUGAAUUUCGUUGUGGAGGAGGAGCUGAAAGUUAAUGUUUAGAGAGCCAUCGCUUAAGUUGCCACUUUAACACAGCGCUGCCUAGAGCAGCCAGAAUUAAUUAUCUGAGCUCUUCUGGGCGGCUGUCUCUUCCCGGGACCAUAUUUAUGUAUUUUAAAAAACUUAAUAUACUGCCCAAUCCACAGACUCAGGGAUUGAGUCUGUACAAGGCAAGAAGAGCAUCUGAGAUUUUUUUUAAAAAAAUUAAAGCGCAAACACCAGGUGGAAAAGAAAUGUCUUCAGUAAGGAUUUAAAGGCUGAAAGGGAGGAGGCAGACCGAAUCUGGUGGGGCAAGAGAGUUCCAGAGUUCCAUAUCUGGUGAAUUGCAGCAGAUUUCCAUAUCCAGAGUUCCAUAUCUGGCUGCCUCUGAUGUCACAUGUCACAGUGAGGACAGAAGAUGCCCAUUCUCUUCCAAGUUCCAUGACAUGCUGAAGGCAGAGGGAGAGAAGAAUUCCUGGAGCAGGAAUCCAUUCAUUCAUUCAUUCAUCCAUCCAUCCAUCCACAGUUGUUAUUAUUAUUAUUAUAUUUAUUUACACAGUCAGUCAGGUGUUAUUGACUGGUUUGUUUUAUCUAGACAUCGAGUCCUUCCCAAGGACCUGGGAUGGCUGAAUUUUAUUGUUAAUGUUGUUGCUGUUGUUAUAGAUAUCGUCGUAGAAUAUUAUUAUUAUUAUUUUUACAUUUAUAUCCCGCUCUUCCUCCAAGGAGCCCAGAGUGGUGUACUACAUCCUUGAGUUUCUCUUUCACAACAACCCUGUGAAGUUAUCUUGCUCUUCCUCCAAGGAGCCCAGGGUGGUGUACAUGGUUACGUUUAUCCUCACAACAGGCUUCUGAAGGAUGUUAUGCUGAGAGAGAAAUGACUCUUAGUGUCACCCAGUGAGUUUUGUGGCUUAAUGGGGAUUUGUGUCUGGGGCUCCUUGGGCUCAGCCCAAUGCUCUAAUUACUACACUGUGUUGGCCUGUGAGAGAUCCUUGCAGUUCUUAGGAAGAUGAUGAUUAAUCAUUGACGCUUAUUGUGCAUCCUCCUCCAAGGAGCUCUGCAUGCAAUGGAGUACUCUCUUUUACCUGUUCUGAAUCUACCACCAAUAAGUGUAACUGACUAGCCGAGAGUUUGAGUGUAAUGAGAGACCAAGAGAGAAACUUCUAUCUGGUUUUCUACACUAGGGCCUAUACUAGGGCCCAAACCAAAAACAGGGGGAAGAGUGGUCAACAAGCCCACAGUUGUGUAAUGUAGACAGCAGAAAGAUGCUCUCUUGUUGUAUCAUGGUCUGCUACAGAGAGGAAAGAUAUUGAGGGGGAAAGAGGAGGGGACCGGUCAGGGUGCCUGUCAAAACAAAGGGACCACUAUUCCCGCCUUGGGCUUUUGCUUAGAUCAGAGCUGGAGGUUGAUGGAGCAAAGAUUUCCCAUUUGCUCUUCCACAUAAAACUGCAUGCAGUCCUUGAAUAAGGAGCUAAAGUUUCCAGCCUCAUUUGUGCUAUUGACUCUUCACCAGUCCAGGGGAAUGAGUCCCCCUUGUGGGGAGGGGACCAGAGGGGGCUGCAACAAAGGAUUGAUAGGAAAUGUCAGGUGGGUAUGGGGGAGUAUGGGAGAGAUCCAGGCCAAGAAUAACAAGAACUAAGUAAGGCACCGGAACAGAGGAAGCUGCCUUAUACCGAGUCAGACCAUUUGUCCAUCCAGCUUAGCAUUGUCUAUGCAGCGCUCGGCAAGGUCUUAGGCAAGGGAUUUUCUCAGUCUACUCUGAAGACAGCAGAGAUUGAAUCUGGGACCUUGUGCAUGCCAAGCAGAUGCUUUGCCACAAAGCUGUGGCCCCCUCAGUAAGCAGCUGUUGAUAGGGAAGGCUAGAAGCUUAGAAGAGCAAAUGAGAUUUCUUCCCCACCCCUCCAGCAGCUGCUUUCGCCCUUUAGUUUCUUUCCUCCCCUCCACAAAGCCAAGAGCUCAGUUCCAUUUUGGUUGAUUCUAGCUAUUGAUUCCAAGCUGUUUCUGUUUGCUCUAAGGAGAAAGGGGCAACUAAAGAACAUCCACAAAUCUGCCAACAGAGUCAGACUAGCUCAGUAUUGUAUAUACUGGCCGGCAGUGGCUCUCCAGGUUUCCAGGCAGGGGCCACCCUGCAGAUGCCAGGGACUUAACUUCUGACUUCUUGCAUGCAAAUCAGAUCCAUUGCCACUGCACUGAGCUACCAUUGUGUUGAUCCCCAAAUGAAGGGAUAGAGGAGGAGGAGUUAUGGAUGGGGACUGCUGUAGAGGAAAGAAGAUGAAGCAGGUGUAGAUGUGGUGGGAGGGGGCUCAAGGGAAGGCAGAGCAAGGGGCUGAGCUGUUGGGAACAGACGUGAUGGGUAGGAUGCUGGACUGCAUUUAAGGCUUUGUUCUGUGGCCUCAAGGGAACGCCUUCCCCCACACUGCCUUUCUAGUUUUUUGACUCCUGCAUUUGUCUACUUUUCUUACAGGGCAAAGAUUCAGGAGGUGGAAUUGGGUUGUUAAAAAGCCUAAUCCCUCAGGAGAGGAGAUCUUUAGACCUUGUUGGAGUCAAAGCACAGAUCAGGGAUGGAAGACGGUGAACUGGAGAGCAGUUCCCAGGCGGUGGCCCGGACAGAAGGCUUCCUUCUGAGCCAGGCAGAGGAGAAGAAGCUGGGAGAGCAGCAGAUAAAAGGAUUGUUGUCAGAAGCGGCCCCUGGUUUCCCAGAGGCAGAGAAGGCUCCAGGUACCAGGCAGAGGUUGCUGUUCAGGGGAAUCCUGCAGGAGAGUGAUGGAGCUGCCACCUUGCUGGGUUCUGGAAUUGUGUUGGCAAUACAUUCUCAGCCAUCUUUUCUUUGUGGUGCAGUGGAAGAAGCUUCAACACCACCAAAUCAGAGUCUGGUGACUUUUGAGGAUGUGGCUGUGCACUUCACGGAGGAGGAGUGGGUUUUGUUGAAUCUGGACCAAAGAGCCUUGCACAGGGAAGUCAUGGAGGAGAAUUAUGAGACUGUGGCCUCUCUGGCAGGUGACAGGUGGGAGAGUGAGAAUGAGGGAAAACUCCGUGAAAGAUUGUUCAGAGAUGCCAGACGGAAAAAGAGGGAACAGAUAAUGAAAACUGAAGCAAAACAGAAGAGGCGGAAUAGAUUUUCUGCUUCUCAGCAUGGUGAUGUCCAAAAAACCAUGGAGAAAGUAACAGAAAGAACCCUUUGUACUGUCAGUAGGAAAAGCUUCAGUUCUGAACCAGGUUUUCAAGCUCAGUGGGGAAUACACACUGAGGAGAAACCAUAUGAAUGCUUGGAGUGCGGAAAGAACUUCAUUCGAAAGUCCUCCCUUGCUUUACAUCAAAUAAUGCACACAAGGGAAAAGCCGUAUAAAUGCUUUGAGUGUGGAAAGAGCUUCAAAAAGAGUGGAUAUCUUACAUUGCAUCAAAAAAUUCAUACGGAGGAGAAACCAUAUAAAUGCUUGGAGUGUGGGAAGAGCUUUGCUCAAGUUUCCUCCCUUACUUUACAUCAAAAAAUCCACACAAGGGAGAAAACUUAUGAAUGUGUUGAAUGUGGAAAGCAUUUCUAUCAUAAUAGCAAUCUUAUUGUACAUCAAAGAACUCACACUGGAGAGAAACCAUAUAUAUGCUUGGAGUGUGGAAAGAGCUUUGGAGAGCGUUCCCACCUCACUUUACAUCACAGGACCCACACUGGAGAGAAACCAUAUAAAUGCUUGGAAUGUGAAAAGAGCUUCACUAGAAAUUCGUCCCUUACUUUACAUCAAAGGAUUCACACUGGGGAGAAACCAUAUAAAUGCCUGGAGUGUGGAAAGAGCUUCAGAGAGAGUGGAUACCUUAUUUUGCAUCAAAGAAUGCAUACAGGGGAGAAACCCUUUAAAUGCUUGGAGUGUGAUAAAAGCUUCGCUCGAAGUUCCUCCCUUAUUUUCCAUAAGAGGAAUCACAUUGUGGAGAAACCAUAUAGAUGCUUGGAGUGUGGAAAGGGUUUUAGAGAGAAGGGAUACCUUAUUUUGCAUCAAAGGAUCCAUACUGGGGAGAAACCAUAUGAAUGCUUGGAGUGUGGAAAGCGUUUCUGUCGCAGGAAAUCUCUUAUUUCACAUCAAAGAAUCCACACAGGGGAGAAACCAUAUAUGUGCUUGGAGUGUGGGAAGAGCUUUAGGGUGAGUUCACAACUCACCUCGCAUCAGAGGAUUCACACUGGGGAGAAACCAUAUAAAUGCUUGGAGUGUGGAAAGAGUUUCAGCCAAAGAAUAAAACUUACUUCACAUCAAAGAAUCCACACAGGAGAGAAACCUUAUACGUGCUUGGAAUGUGGAAAGAGCUUCAAGGAAAGUUCACAGCUUCCCUCACAUCAGAGGAUUCACACCGGGGAGAAACCUUUUAAAUGCUUUGAGUGUGGAAAGAGCUUCAGGGAAAAUGGAAGCCUUACUAAACAUCAAAGAAUCCACACUGGAGAGAAACCAUACAAAUGCUUGGAGUGUGGAAAAAGCUUCAGAGAAAGUGUAUACCUUACUUUGCAUCAAAGAAUUCAUACAGGGGAAAAACCAUGUAAAUGCUUGGAGUGUGGAAAGAGUUUCCGUCGCAGGCAAUGCCUUAUUUCUCAUCAAAGAAUCCACACUGGGGAGAAACCUUAUAAAUGCUUGGAGUGUGGAAAGAGUUUCCGACGCAGGAAAUCCCUUGUUUCUCAUCAAAGAAUCCACAGUGGGGAGAAACCAUAUAAAUGCUUAGAGUGUGGAAAGAGCUUCAGUCAAAGAAUACAUCUUACAUCACACCAAAGGAUCCAUACAGGGGAGAAACCAUAUACAUGCUUGGAGUGUGGAAAGAGCUUCUGUCAGAGACGCUCCCUUAAUUCUCACCAAAGAAUGCACUCCAGUGAUUCACAUUGUAAAUGGAUUCCAGGAAAUAAUGGAGACUUUCUCGCUUUGCAGGUGGCUGAAGCCGCAAGCAAGAAUCAAAUCUUGGACCACCUAUUGGCCAUUCUGGCCCUGGAGAUGGAAAGCUGGGUCAGUGAAUGCAAAGCAGAGACCAGUUCCCAGUCAGUGACUCUGACAGAUUCCUGCUUGAGUCAGGCAGAAGAUGAGAAGCAGGAAGAGCAGCAGAUACAAGGACUGUUAAAAGUGGCCUUUGAUCUCCCUGAGGCAGAAGAGGCUCCAUCAGACACCAGGCAGAGACUGCAGUCCAUGAGGAUUUCACAGCAUGUGGAUGGAGGUGCCACUUUGCCAGGUGCUGGAAUUAUGUUGGCAAGGCAUUCUCAACCAUUUCUUUCUGGUGGAGUGGAAGAAGCUUCAAUACAAGUAGAUCAGGGACUGGUGACCUUUGAGGAGGUGGCUGUGUAUUUCACGGAGGAGGAGUGGGCUCUGCUGGAUCCAGACCAAAGAGCCCUGCACAGAGCCGUCAUGGAGGAGAAUUUUGCAAUUGUGGCCUCUCUGGAUACAGGUGAGACAGUGACUGUCCUGAAUCAACCAACUGAGGCUCAGUCCAGACAAGACAGAAGUACUGUUGGUUGGUGGUUCCUCAACCCAGUAGGUACCAGGUGGGAGAGUGUGAAUGAGGGGAAAAUCCAGAAAGAAUUGAUGGGAAGUCCCACAUCUAAAAAGUGGAAAGAGCAGAGUAGAAAAACUGAAGGCAAACAGAAGAGAAGUGGUGCAUCUCCUGCUUCUCAGCAUGGUGAGCUCCAUGAAAUCCUAACCCAAAACAAAGUGGGGAAAGAAAAAGAAAGAGGCCUCUGUUUUGAAUCAAGCCUUCCAGAUCAGUGGAAAAUGCACAUAGAGGAGAGCCCAUGUAAAAGCUUUGAGAGUGGAAAGAGCUUCAAGCAACCUAACUCUCUUACUUUACAUCAAAGAAGCCACACCAGGGAGAAACCACAUAAAUGCUUGGAGUGUGGAAAAAAAUUCAGCCAACUUGGACAUCUUACUGUGCAUCAAAGAACCCACACAGGAGAAAGACCAUAUACAUGCUUGGUGUGUGGAAAGAGCUUCAGUCAAAUGGGACAUCUUACUUUGCAUCAAAGAACACACACUGGGGAAAAGCCAUAUAAAUGCUUGGAGUGCAAAAAGAGCUUCAGUCAAAGUGCGAAACUCAUUUCACAUCAAAGGAUUCACACUGGGGAGAAACCAUAUCAGUGCAGUGAGUGUGGAAAGAGCUUUAGAGAAAGUGGGAAACUUACUGUGCAUCAAAGAACCCACACUAGAGAGAAAUAUACAUGUUUGGAAUGUGGAAAGAGCUUCAAUCAGAGUAGAAUACUUGCUUCACAUCAAAGAACCCACACUGGAGAGAAACCAUAUAAAUGUCUUGAGUGUGGGAAAAGCUUCAGAGACAGAGUACGUCUAACUCAUCAUCAAAGAACCCACACUGGUGAGAGAGGAUAUAAAUGCUUGGAGUGUGGAAAGAGCUUCAGACAAAGUCGACACCUUACUUUUCAUCAAAAAAUUCAUACUGGGGAGAAACCAUACAAAUGCUUUCAGUGUGGGAAGUUCUUCAAAGAGAGUGGAAAACUUAUUGUGCAUCAAAGAACCCACACUGGGGAGAAACCAUAUAAAUGCUUGGUGUGUGGAAAGAGCUUUAGCCAAAGUGGACAACUUACUUUGCAUCAAAGAAGUCACACUGGUGAAAAACCAUAUAAAUGUUUGGAGUGUGGAAAGAGCUUCAGUCAGAGUGCAACCCUCACUUCACAUCAAAGGAUUCACAAUAGAGAGAAACCAUAUAAAUGUAAUGAGUGUGGAAAGAGCUUCAGCAAUAGUAAAAAAUUUACUGUGCAUCAAAGAACCCACACUGGAGAAAAACCAUAUGAAUGCCCGGAGUGUGGGAAAAGCUUCAGACAAAGUAGACAGCUUACUUUUCAUCAAAGAAUCCACACUGGAGAAAAACCAUAUAAAUGUUUGGAGUGUGGAAAGAGCUUCUGUCAAAGUGCAAACCUUAGUGCACAUCAAAGGAUUCACACUGGGGAGAAACCAUAUAAAUGCUUGGAGUGUGGAAAAAGCUUCAGUGAUAGUGGAAAACUUAUUGUGCAUCAAAGGACCCACACUGGAGAGAAACCAUAUGAAUGCUUGGAAUGUGGAAAGACCUUCAGUCAGAGUAGAAUUCUUGCUUUACAUCAAAGAACCCACUCUGGAGAGAAACCAUAUAAAUGCUUGGAGUGUGGAAAGAGUUUCCACCAAAGUAGACACCUUACUUUUCAUCAAAGAAUCCACACUGGAGAGAAACCAUAUAAAUGCCUGGAGUGUGGAAAGCGCUUCAGAGAGAGUGGAAAGCUUACUGUGCAUCAAAGAACCCAUACUGGAGAGAAACCAUAUAAAUGCUUGGAAUGCGGAAAGAGCUUUGGUGUGCGUUCCAACCUCAAUUCACAUCAAAGGAUUCAUACAGGGGAGAAACCGUAUACAUGCUUGGAGUGUGGGAAGAGCUUCAGGGGAAGUGGAAGUCUUGCUGAACAUCAAAGAACUCAUACUGGGGAGAAACCACAUAAAUGCUUGGAAUGUGGAAAAAGUUUCAGUCACAGCUCAGAUGUUACUAGACACCGAAGAAUCCAUACUGGGAGAAACCAUAUAAAUGUUUUGAGUGUGGAAAGAGCUUCAGUCAACGUGCAUACCUCACUUCACAUCAAAGAAUCCACUCUGGCAAUUCAAGUUAUAACCAAAUUGAGGGGAAAGUGUCACAGUAAUUACCUGUCGCAAAAACAAGAGAGAAUCCAAUGUAUCUAAAAAACUUAAAUUUGUAUUUUGGCAUGAGCUUUUCAGGGAAGCAUUUGAUAAAUAGGGUCCUUGCUUAUAAAACGAAAUGCUUCAUUGUGAAUGUCAAACCCAGUGCUGGAGAUCCUAUUUGGACUCCUUUUCUCUUAAAGUAGCCCCUUCUCUCUUAAAGUAGCAUUAACUUUAUGUCUUCACACAUGCAUUUAGUUGGACAAUGUUUUUUAGACUGUCUUUCCCUUUUAAGUAAAAGGUGUAAGCCCUAGCAACUCUCUCCAUUGCAGAUUGACAGGACAAUGCUCCACCUGAUGCUUAUGUUCUUACACCAUGAUGACCAGGGCUUCAGAAAUCCACUAGUCUACUAGUCUGUGACUAGUGAAAAAUGAUGCCUGACAAGUGAAAAAAGUCCCAAUGAGCAAUGUACCAACAUACCUCACUGAGUGAAAUAUUUUGUCUGGCUGAUAAACUGAGCCAACAUUUCUUGACCCCUGAUGAUACCUGUAGUUUUCUGAGACCCUGUUUGGUCCUCUUGUAUUGGGUAAGUUUCAGAUUGAGCAGUCUAAGUUUAAAUGAGUAUUUGACGCAUGGGUAGAGGAGUGUUUUGGAUGAUGCACUGCCUUCCUCUGGUGUAAGUGUCCUGGUACACUGUGAAUGGGGAGACACAUGUGUUCAUGCAUUCUGAUUGCAAGAUCCUGGCGCAGUGGUGGAUAUGAUAUUUCAGGAAGGAUAUUGUAGAGCUGGGGAAAGUGCAGAAAAGGGUAAACAAAAUGAUCAAAGUUCUGGAGCACCUUCCUUGUAAGAAAAGGCUACAAUGUUUGGCAGUUUGUAAAGGUGGGGGGGGGAGAGGAGAGAGAACACUAAGUUGAGGAAACAUGUUUGAGACUUAUGAAGCUGUGCAUGGUGUAGAGAAAAUGGGUAGAAGUUUUUUUUCUCCCUUCCUACACUAGAACCGGGGAUCAUUCCAUAAAACUGACUGGCAGUCGAUUUGGGAGAGACAAAAGAGUUUGUUACAGUUCCUGCCACUGUUCCCUCCAACUUACCCAGAUGUUGUUCACUACAACUCCCAGAAUCCUCAGCUGCAGUGGCUUUUGGCUGGGAAUUCUGGGAGUUGUAGUCAACAGCAUCUGGGAAUCCCUGUUAGAGGGAACACUGGUUCCUGCAACCUAUUUUCACUCCCCCACUGCUCCCGCCAAUCUGUAAGCUCAACUUAAAGGCAGUUGUGGUUUUAGAAGCAAUGCCCGGUAAAGCAGAGUUUUGCUUCCUUGCUCAAAUGACUGGAAGGCCCACAUGGAAUACCAUGACGAUUCUUACAUUGGGGAAGAGAUCGAAGAAAAUAAAUAUGACAAGGGGAUUUCUGUUAGGAAUUUUAAUUUAUUCAUUUAUUUAUUGUUAAAUUUAUAUACCGCCUUUCAUUAAAACAAUCUCAAGAACGGCACCUGCUGAAGCCAGCAAGAUGAGAAAUGCUUUGAAAGUGUAUCUCUGUGUGUGAUGCUGCUUUGGAUCGUAUAUUCGUUGCUUUGAAAUAUAUGUAUUCUGGUAUUUUGCAUGCUUGAGUGAGGUUUGAGUGGUGCGUCUAGAAAUUAGGAAUUGCAUAGAUAAUAUUGGGUAAUUAUCUUAGUUGUUUUGAACUAAGUAGAAGUUACACAUGUUAAGGAAAGCUGAGGACCAGAAAGUGUAGGUGGGCCAAUUAGGAGGAGAUGAAGACAACCAUGAAGUGGUAUGUGAUGAGUUGUAUAAGAGAGACCCAUGGACUGGGGUUGGAGUCACAAGGGCAUCUGACCAGUUGUUGUGGGUCACCCCACUAUUGCCUCACAGGUCCCUGGACAGUUUAGACUACAAAAGAGCGAUUCUUAGGUGGUCCAAAAAGGGACUUUUCAUCCCACGUAGCUGAUACCCAUGCUGUCCAUGUGAAGAGCAUCUUCCAAACUCCCUGACUUCUGACUUUUGUCCAGUGCCUGGUCAGCACUGUGAUAGAAAGCAGUGUAGUGUAGCAGGUAAGACUAGCUUAAUAAAUAACUGUAAUAUAAAGUUACAGUUGGUAAGCUGAGGCAUUAUUCUAGUUAGUGAAUGUGUGCAUGCAUGCUGGUACAAGAAAAUAGGCAUUGCCACAUUGAGCAGAUCUGUUGGAUUUUAGUUUGUUUUCUUCAUUAUGUUUGGGUUAGAAGUACAUGAUUCUGUUUUGUAAACCUUUGUCAAGGAAAUAAAAGUGCCUUUUUCAGUGCA